UCCGAUUUCAGGAAGUAGCAUCGAGCUAACAGCAGGGAGCAGGAAACAGGAGGGAGGAGGGAACAGAAAACUGAAACUCUGGAGGUGUUUCCGGCAGUUGUACAAUGAAGACGCCACUGUGAGGGUUACUGAACUUCGAGACAAUGAUCCGGACUUUUUGUGGAGCGACUGUGAAGGCUGUCGGGACGGCGAGGCCCAUAAAGGAGGUCAGACGGCUACACAGCUCCUAUGACGUGGCGGUGGUGGGAGGGGGGAUCGUGGGUCUGGCCACCGUCAGAGAGCUGAUCCUGAGACACCCGACGCUCAGCUUCAUCCUGCUGGAGAAGGAGAAGGAGCUCGCGGUUCAUCAGAGCGGUCACAACAGCGGAGUGAUCCACAGCGGGAUCUACUACACACCCGGCUCUCUGAAGGCCCGGCUGUGUGUGCGCGGCGCCACGUUAGCAUACGAGUACUGCGACAAGAAGGGCCUGCCCUACAAGAAAUGUGGAAAGCUGAUCGUGGCCACAGAGCAGGAGGAGAUCCCCCGGCUGCAGGCUCUGUACGAGCGCGGCAUGAAGAACAACGUGAGAGACCUGAGCAUCGUGGACGCCAAGGGCAUCCGUGAGAGAGAGCCGUACUGCAGGGGCAUCAUGGCUCUGGACUCUCCGUACACCGGCAUCGUGGACUGGAGGAUGGUGGCUCUGCGGUACGGGCAGGACUUCGAGGAGGCGGGGGGGACGGUAGUGACGGAGUCCGAGGUCAACGACAUGCUCGUGCCGGAGAGCCAGGCCGGGAGCACUGAGGGUAUGAAAUACCCUAUUGCAAUCAGGGAUAAGAAGGGCAGGGAGGUGCGGUGCCGCUACGUGCUGACCUGCGGGGGUCUCUACUCGGACCGCCUCUCUCAGAUCUCGGGCUGCAGCCGGGAGCCGAGGAUCGUUCCCUUCAGAGGAGACUACCUGGUGCUGAAGCCCGAGAAACACUACCUGGUGAAGGGGAACAUCUACCCUGUCCCUGACCCCCGGUUCCCCUUCCUGGGAGUCCACUUCACUCCGAGGAUGGACGGGAGUGUUUGGCUCGGUCCGAACGCCGUGCUGGCCUUCAAACGGGAGGGCUACAAAGUUUACGACUUCAACGCUCGGGACUUUGCAGACGCUCUCUCGUUCAGGGGUCUUCAGAAGCUGGUGAUGAAGAACGUGGUGUACGGGAUGGGAGAAAUGUAUCGAGGGAUCUUCAUUGGUGCGCAGGUGAAGAUCCUGCAGAAGUACAUCCCCGAACUCUCACUGAGUGACGUGCUCAGGGGUCCUGCAGGGGUCCGGGCUCAGGCUCUGGACAGAGAUGGGAACCUGGUGGACGACUUUGUGUUUGACGGCGGCGUCGGGGAUGUGGGCAGCCGGGUUCUCCACGUGAGAAACGCCCCGUCACCCGCCGCCACCUCAUCACUCGCCAUCGCUGAGAUGGUGGCUGACGAGGUGGAGAAACGCUUCGAGCUGUAGAGCAAGAUCACAGAAUGAAUAGAAAACCAAAAAUCCUCCUUAUCUUGACAGGGUGAAAAUAUGUGUGAUCCAACUGUCCCUACCUCAGCACUACUGCCAUCGUGGAGAAUGCUUUUGUCUCAAGCCUUAAUUGUGAGGAGGAAUUGACAUAUUUCACUUUUUAAAAACAGUUUUUAAGUUGCUUAACAUGUUAACUUUACCACAUUUCAAGCUAAAUAUAGUUGUUCUGCACUAUAUGUCUGUCAAAAACAAAGUGCAAAAGGAGUUACUUUUAGUGAUGUUAAACAAAACAUGGACUACUAGUACAGCCUUUAGACUUGGUUAGCUGGCCUGCUAACGCUAGUCUACAAAUGCUAAUAAUACAGGUGUUCAGGCAGGAAAUAACUAAGCAUAACUUAGCUCUUAGUUAGCUGACAACAAGUUGAAGCUCUCAUGACUUAACACUGACCCUCAUUAGCAUAUUUUUUUGUUUUUAAAGCAAAUGACAAGUAGCAAGUUAAACACUUAGCAACAUUGUGAUUAGCCGUUAGCUCAUUUUAGUUAGCCGCCAUUUUACAGUAGCAGCGGGCUAGCAUCCAAGCUACAUGUUUCAGAUGAGAACAAGUCUUAUCAGUUUAACGUUUUAGACAUAAGAGAUUUAGCAUUUUAAAUGAGGGUUUUUAAGACUGUAAAUCUUGUGUGGUACUUUUGAUGACAUGCGGUUUAUAUUUCUGACUUCUCACUCUGUGUUUUAAUAUUUGAAUACUGUAAAGCCUUCUGCUUUUUGUCAAAGAUAACCCAGAAAUUAAUAAGAAUAUGAAAAAGAAGGAUUUUGUCCUAAAAAAUGUACCCUUAUCAGUCACUGCAAAAAAGGUGAUGAUUUGUAGUGUUUUGUCAACACUCUGUAUGAAAAUGGGAUUUAUUUUUGUAUUAUCGAAUGUCAUAACGCAAAGUUAAUCUGUCUUAUCUUCAAAUCAUAUCAACAGUUAACAAUAUAGUGCAAUGUCAUAUUCAUAUUAAUGUAAGGAGUUGUGGUGCCUAAUUUGCUCUUUUUUACAGCUUCAAAAGCUUCACAUAUUGCAGACAAUGUUAAUGUGAAAUUGCUUUUAUUUCAUGCGAUUUAUUGCCAAUGAAUAUAAAGUAUUUUGUACCAUAAAUACAUAUUUUUGAAGAGCAAACGUA
Molecule: messenger RNA, 2633 nt
Organism: Eleginops maclovinus (Patagonian blennie)
Lineage: Eukaryota; Metazoa; Chordata; Actinopteri; Perciformes; Eleginopidae
Gene: l2hgdh
Product: L-2-hydroxyglutarate dehydrogenase
Molecular function (GO): (S)-2-hydroxyglutarate dehydrogenase activity
Source: RefSeq, a predicted model, not a curated record